This is a messenger RNA of Dufourea novaeangliae, 1655 nucleotides long. Its product is annotated as nuclear RNA export factor 2-like. The coding region runs from base 81 to 1655 and encodes 524 amino acids. Lineage: Eukaryota; Metazoa; Arthropoda; Insecta; Hymenoptera; Halictidae. The record is from RefSeq and is a predicted model, not a curated record. The transcript has a single exon. Gene Ontology annotation, biological process: poly(A)+ mRNA export from nucleus. Gene Ontology annotation, molecular function: protein binding; RNA binding. Gene Ontology annotation, cellular component: cytoplasm; nucleus.
GAGUUUUUAAUGUUAAACGAGGAUUUUCGGUUGUUUAUUUUUUUUUAUUCUGGCAACUGUGUACUUUCAACUUAACAAAGAUGCAGCGGACAAAGUUACCAAUCGUUUCCAUGCAACUGGAUUCUUCGAUAGCUAUUAAAAUGAACCUGGGUGGGUCCUUGUUCCAGGAGAGAACAUUGAUGAGUAGAUCGGAUGUAUGGCAUAAGAUCAGAAUUCUGAAGGGAACGCAUUAUGACAAAGAAACUGUAUUGAAAGCUAUAUUAAACGCUAUAGAGCCAGCAGAAUUGGUGCCUGUUAAGUAUCAAGCCCUCAGAGAGGACACGUACUUCUUAGCAAGAAACUGUGCCCAUGCACUGGACAAACUGUGCAAAACUAACUUGAUAAUUAAAAAUCCCGAAGGGGAUCCACUAAUACUAAUAGUAACUUUAGGAUUUGCGUCUAUUCACGAUCUCAAAAUUAAUCUCCAGCCGUUGCUUUUGGCAGCACUGACCAAAAAAUAUGAUCCCAACAAGAAGAGCCUGAAUUUGGAACAGUUUCACAAGGAUCCUGACAUGUCCAAGACUGUUUACUGCCCCCUGUCUCAACAGAGAACAUUCAACCAUGUUCUGAAAUUGAUAAAGACUGCUCUUACCACAGUGGAAUACCUCAAUCUUCAAAAGAACGAACUAUUCAACCUAUCACCUGUAGAAACCUCUAGUUUGAUCUCUAUCAAGUACUUAGAUUUGAGGCACAAUAACUUGUACAACAUGGACACUCUUACACCACUGAAGAAUCUCUGCAUACUGAAGCUAUGGCUGGAUGGGAAUCCGCUCUGCGAGAAUUACGCCAAACCGAACCAAUACAUAGAGUCUGUAAAGAAGUAUUGUCCCCAUUUAAUCCAGUUGGAUGGAGUGUACGUUAACACAUCCGGUCUACCGUUGACGUAUACCAGUUGCUUAAAGGAAACGAGGGAGGAACUAGUCGGCAAAUUUGUCUCCCAUUUUUUCUGUCUGUACGAUCAGGCGGACAGAACCGUCCUCCGUGGACUGUACCACAAGAAUGCAUUUUAUUCCAUGAGCUUGGGUAUACUUCCAGCUAUCGCUUGCAAAAGAAAUCUCUCGCAAUUCACCGCGUGCAGAAACUUAACAAGGAAGCCUGUGGAUCCGAAUAAAAAGAGGCAACACCUUUAUUACGGCCAGGACAACAUUCUGGGCGGUUUAAAGAGACUGCCCCGGUCCUGUCACGAUCGAAAUACAUUCGUCUGCGACUUGAUGUACGACGACGGAACAUAUCUAGCGAUCUCGGUCGGCGGUCUGUUCAAAACUGUCAAUAACGCCUCUCAAGUUUUGUACUUCAACAGGACGUUUGUGUUACUGGCCGGUAACGAUAACGAGUACAACAUACUGAACGAUCAGUACUUCGUGGAUUCGACCGUAGAGAAGAUUCCCGUCAGUAAAAUCGAGUCGAAGAUCAUGUACGAGGAAAUUGUGCCGACCUGUUUCAGUCUGAUCGAGCAAGAGGAAUUAGUGAAGAAAUGCGUCGAUGCGACAACGCUUAAUGAAGAAUGGUGUCGUACGUACUUAGAGGAAGCCAUGUGGAACAUACGAAAAGCAAUCUCGAACUUCAUGAAGGACUACAAAUCAUCGGCGGUACCAUCCGACGCCUUUAAACGAUAG